Messenger RNA from Didymodactylos carnosus, 285 nucleotides. NCBI's taxonomy places the organism in Eukaryota, Metazoa, Rotifera, Eurotatoria, Philodinida, Philodinidae. The record is from the annotation of a GenBank genome assembly.
AUGAAAAAACAAUAUUCGGAUAGUCGAUCGAAAGAAGUGAUGGGUAAACUACGUGGCGAUCUAAAAGAUGUACAAAAUAUUAUGUUAACAAAUAUACAAGAUGUUUUAGGUAGAGGAGAAACAUUACAGACAUUGGAUAGAAAAGCGACUCGUUUAGCCGAUUUAUCUCAACAAUAUCGUAAAGAUGCAAAUUAUUUAAAUCGUAUGUCAUCAUUGACAAAAGUAACAUUUCCCGUUGGUAUUAUUGUUGUAUUAUCAAUUUUAGCCUACAUAUUUAUUUUUUAA